Diutina rugosa is the source of this 1830-nucleotide messenger RNA. It is a transcript of the gene SAC1, whose product is annotated as phosphatidylinositol-3-phosphatase. The record is from RefSeq and is a predicted model, not a curated record. Gene Ontology annotation, cellular component: endoplasmic reticulum. Gene Ontology annotation, biological process: phosphatidylinositol dephosphorylation. The coding region runs from base 1 to 1830 and encodes 609 amino acids. Lineage: Eukaryota; Fungi; Ascomycota; Pichiomycetes; Serinales; Debaryomycetaceae. The transcript has a single exon. Gene Ontology annotation, molecular function: phosphatidylinositol-4-phosphate phosphatase activity.
AUGUCGUUACAGUACUGGAGCACCAGCGACGGCACCCACGUGUUCUCCCACACCGCCAGCCAAAAGUACUUGGAGCUCUCGGGCCACAACGCCCCCCAGGUGCUGACGCUGCCCCCGUCAGCCACCCAGGCGGGACCGUCGCUGACAGUGGCGGCGAUCUUGGGGACCAUCCGCCUCAAGUACAAUACCUACGUCAUCGUCAUCGACACCUAUACUACGGUGGGGCGCGUGAUGGGCAAGGAGAUCGCUAAAGUCGGCGAUACGAGGGUGUUGCCGAUUGGUACCGUGCUGGAGGUGGCGAAGAAACUGACGGAGGAACAGGAGUACGUGCGUCUUCUUAAAGCUCAUUUGAGCAAAGCCACCCUUUACUUCAGUCUCAACAACGAGUACGACUUGACCAACUCUCUCCAGCGCCAGUAUACUGGAGAACUGAAGUCGUACGACCAGCGGUUCUGGUGGAACCACUACCUCUCCACCGACUUGGUGGCGGCUAAGGCUGGUGUUUUUGUCACCCCCGUCAUCUACGGUUACGUCCACAGCUACACCGUCCAGUUUGCCAAGCAGCAGUACCUUGAAUUCGCCUUAAUCACCCGGCGCCUGGUGCUGAGAGCGGGCACGCGGUACUUCCGCCGGGGUGUCGACACCAGCGGGGACGUCGCCAACUACAACGAAACCGAGCAGGUGUUGGUGACGUCGCAGAACCAGUUGUACUCGCUCGUGCAGACGCGGGGGUCGGUGCCGGUGUACUGGGCUGAGAUCAACAACCUCAAGUACAAGCCCAACCUCGUCGUCAGCUCGCAGUCUCUGGCCGACGCCACUGCCAAGCACUUUGACACCCAGGUGAAGUUGUACGGGGACCAGUACUGUGUCAACUUGGUCAACCAGCUGGGCUACGAAAAGCCGGUCAAGGACGCCUAUGAAAACGCUGUGGAAACGUUGCCGCCUCAAUUGGCCGACAAGGUCAACUACAUCUACUUCGACUUCCAUCACGAGUGUCUGAAGAUGCGUUGGGACCGGGUGAAGUUGUUGCUCGACGUCCUCGUUCGCUUGGGCUACACGCUGGACAACGUGUUCCACUACGACUUGGCCAACUCCAAGGUCAUCAGCACCCAAAACAAGGUCGUCCGUACCAACUGUAUGGACUGCUUGGACCGUACCAACGUCGUGCAACUGACGAUCGCCCGCUGGGUAUUGCAACGCGAGCUUGUCGAACAGGGCUACGUCAACGAGUCGUCACCCUGGGAAAUCGCCGACCCCGACUUCAACUUGGUGUUCAUGCUGGCCUGGGCCGACAACGCCGACGCCGUGUCCAAGGCGUACUCGGGCACCGGCGCCCUUAAGACAGACUACACCCGUACGGGUAAGCGUACCAAGCAAGGGGCGCUCAAGGACUUGCAGAACUCGAUUCUGCGGUACUACCAAAACAACUUGUCCGACGGCCACCGCCAGGACGCCUACGACUUGAUCUUGGGGGUCUACCGCCCCUAUCAGGACCUGGUGCAAUCUCCGUUCAUCGACACCCGUCCCCCUUAUGACCAAUUAUUACCCUACCUUAUGGGGACGCUGUUGGUGAUCUUCUUGGCGAUGCUCAUCUUCCCCAAGGGGUCGUUGUUGAGCUUGCGUAACUUGGUGGUGUUGGUGCUGUGCAUUGCCUUCAACGUCCGCCUGUUCCGCUACCUUAACAAGGCCGGGUACCAGUUUGUCGACUGGCCGCGGUUGGUGCAGUUGGACUUCUUGCGCAAGACUGAAGUCAGCAACGGCAACAAGGUGGUGGGUUCGCGGUACGUGGAGCUGGAUGCGUUCAAGGUCCACAAGCGUAAGGACAAGUAA